This is a messenger RNA of Limulus polyphemus (Atlantic horseshoe crab), 1750 nucleotides long. Its product is annotated as M-phase phosphoprotein 8-like. The record is from RefSeq and is a predicted model, not a curated record. The annotation marks the transcript as partial. Gene Ontology annotation, biological process: chromatin organization; negative regulation of transcription by RNA polymerase II. Gene Ontology annotation, cellular component: pericentric heterochromatin. Gene Ontology annotation, molecular function: chromatin binding. NCBI's taxonomy places the organism in Eukaryota, Metazoa, Arthropoda, Merostomata, Xiphosura, Limulidae. The transcript has 7 exons.
GUAUAUCUUCAGCUAAUUGAUGGAAGGAUAAAUAUUUUUGUGAGUGUAAAAUAAUUCAGUCGGAUUAAUGGAACAUAUUGGUUUACAACAGAUUUUUGAGGAUGAAAAUGUAUUUGAAGUUGAAGCUAUCGUUGGUAGAAAGAAAGUAAAUGGAAAAUGGCUGUAUAGGGUACGUUGGAAAGGAUAUUCAGCCCAUCAUGACACUUGGGAACCUAGAGAGAAUCUGCUCACGUGUGAAGACAUGAUCGAAGACUAUGCUGAGAAAAUUCAGAAGAAAGCUUCGAAACGGAAAGCUAAAGUCACUUCGGCCAAAAGAAAAGUAGAGAAGAAAGAAAAUUAUGAUAAGAUUGAAACCAAUGAUAGUGAACCUCAGCCUUCUGAAAUGAAAUCUGGCCAUGGAUUGAAAGAUUCAUUUUGGAAAGACUUAGAAGAAGGGAAAAUCAAUGUUUUUGAAUCCGAUCUUUACAGCAGGGUGAAGGCAAGACCAAAACCAGUAAAAAGUUUUAUUGAGUCUGGUUUGUCACAAGGAUCGGCAAAGAAAAAGAAUACCGAUACCUCAAAAAAACGUAGUUUUGAUCAAGACAGAGUUAAGUCUAAGAGAUUUGAAUUACAAGACAAUGAAAAGUUGUCCAAACAGAGUGAUGGAUAUGACGAAUACAAGUGUAACAGUGGUUCUGCCACUCAGGAACAGGAUGGUGAUUUUGCUCAUAAGAUAAUAUUGUCAAAGAAAAGUUGUCAGACAACAAAGAAUUCCAUGAACACAGAGGGAGUUUAUCAAGCCAAAGAAGGUAGUACCAAAAUCUCGUUGAAACAAGGGCUUAGUGGAUAUUAUGAAGUUAGUAAGAUAACAAAUAGUUAUGAACAGAGUCUGCCUUUUACUCGAGAGAGUAAACUAGUUUCCACUCAGGUCCAAGACCAGUUGAAUGCUAAUGAUGCUCAGCCAGUCACCAAAGAGUCAUUGAAUGCUUCUUGUUCAGUUCCUUCUGUCACCACCUCAACGGAGAACAAAGUUAAAAAAAACCUGGAUAAUGUUCAGGAUAAUGGAUCAAUAACUCCUGUUUCUGCUCCAUCCAGGAGCCCACUUCAGAAAAAUGUCAAGACGUGUGAUAAUGAAAGUAUGGAAUCUAAUAAGAAAAAUAAGAUACAAGGAGAGGCAAGUCAUAAUCUUCAUUCUCCCAGUCAAAAAAGCAUUUUAUCACAUGUUUCAGUCUCUCAGCCAUCUGCUGGAACAAAGCCGACCCCCUUAAAUGGAGUGGACCGUAAUCAUGGCACCACUGAUGUAACCGUUAAAGAUGCGAGCAGUGUCAUGUUAAAGCUGGAGGACCCAGAAAACAAGAAGAUCAUUAGCCGAGCUCUUCAGAAGGCAACCCUUGUUCAGAGUUCUCACCUGAGCGGAAAAUCAGACGGCACUGAUGUAAAAGAAAAAGCUCAGUUUCUGAUUCACUUGGAUGAUUAUUCUGCAGAUGACUGGGCAAGAAAGAAAAGUCUGAUGAUCUGUCCUCCUUUGGAUAUCUCUCAAAACGAGUUGCGUGAAGCAGUGAAGGCAGGGGAUUAUAACACUGUGAAAAGAGCCCUGAAUGGAAGCAGACAGUAUGAUCUUGAACUGCCAGAAGUGAACGGGAUGACCCUAGUGAUGACCGCAGCAGCUCGGGGUUAUACUAGUAUUACUGAAGUGUUGGCUACCAGUGGUGCAAACAUCAAUGCACAGUCAAAGAAUGGACUAACACCUUUGAUGUUUGCCUGUAUAAAA